UAUGCACCUUAUCUUGGCCAACGUCGCAGAGGAUUUGCUGACCGCAUAUCAUGGCCUGGUGUGAUCAUGGCUGGGUGCGAACAAGAGCACCUCAUCGCCAACGCACCUGCACUACGAGUCAGCCGCAGGUGAACAAGGAGCACCGCAGGAAGAAUGCAUGAUUGGUGGCGCCAAGUGAAAAUGAGCGGAUUCCGUGGUUAAAGCUGGUCCCCGUGCAACCAGCUUCACCGCAAGGGGCCCUCCUCCUCAUCGCUACUCUUCACCGGAAGUAAUUGCUACUUUUAGCCGAUCCUCAAUAUCCUCAGUCUUCAUCUCCAGUCGCCUGUCUCCCGCAUACCAUGUCACCUGCACACCGCCAGUCCUGCGACCGUUGUCGUCAGCAGAAAGUGAGGUGCUUGCGAGACAACAAUGCUUCUGUUUCAGGCCCAGGCCGGGUUUCCGCUUCCCUGUUGUGCGACCGCUGUGCUAAGGCAGGAGCGGAAUGCAGGUACAGUGAGAAACAACGAGGCCAUCGCCGACGCUGUUCUGCUGGCUCGCCGAGCGAGAUGAGGAGCACAGACCUCUUCGGCCUCGGGCCGGCCUUUGGUCAUGUCGAUGGGACGCCCGGGUCAUCGGCUGGUUCCUCCCACUUCAUGACGGCCUUGAUGGGCCACCCUUCUUCCGACCUGCAUGUUGACGAAAGCAAGACGGCCGUCGGCGGCUUCGGUGCACCCGAUGCCGAGCACGACCUGCUGCCGCUUGAAAUGCCCCCAACCUCGCACGAGUCACUCGCCACCUUGCUAGCAGAGGCUGUAUCUGCUUCAUGCAUGCCGGGGGGACCCUUUUACGACGCCACCGCCCCAGUUCCAUCAAUGGAGGCCGACGCCGACUACGAAGACACAAGGAGCUUCCUGUUCUCACGGCUGACGGCCGUGAGCCAAAGGGCCAUGCGGACAGCCCGCCGUCUCGCCCGCUCCGGCACAGGGGCAGGUGCAACCACCCUGAUGGUGUCGUCGCCCGAGGUGACCGAGGCUUUGGAGGACACGAACACGCUGAUAAGCACCGUCAACGACAUCAUGACAGCGGUAGCAACAGCAGGAUGCGACGACCCAAUGACCACGACGGGUUGCGCCGAACUGGCCUUCUUGGCUCUCGCUUGUCACCAGAACCUCAUGACGCUCUUCCGAGCCAUCUGCGAUGCCAUAAAGGGUAGACUGCAGGCCAAGAAAGAAGAGCGGGAACAACAACAUCAACAAGAACAACAGCGACAACAACAACACGCCGCCCGAGACAACAGCGGCGUGGGACCUCUCAAUGUCGCCCAGUUCGUCAUGGUGCUGCAAUUGCUGAUGCAUCUCAUCAGUCGCAUGGGCCGCAUCUUGGAGAUAUCUAACACGACGACUGAGCAGGAGAGCCAGUUUAUCGCACCCGCGGCCAUGCUCGACGGCAACACCAUGGCCACCGACGACUAUGCCAUUGGCAGUGUCCCCGGUCAGUCUUCUGCGUCGUCAGUCACAUCAGCCCACCACGCGACGCGCCGCAGUGGUCUGCUUGAGCAUGUGCAGGAGAUUGUCGGAAACAUACCCAGUGAGCGUGAGAGACUGAGGCGCAUCAUUCAGCGACUACAGGCGGAAAUGGACCAUGCGGAAAUACACUAGAGGUCGCGAGAU
Molecule: messenger RNA, 1649 nt
Organism: Microdochium trichocladiopsis
Lineage: Eukaryota; Fungi; Ascomycota; Sordariomycetes; Xylariales; Microdochiaceae
Exons: 3
Coding region: 339-1637 (432 amino acids)
Biological process (GO): regulation of DNA-templated transcription
Molecular function (GO): zinc ion binding; DNA-binding transcription factor activity, RNA polymerase II-specific
Source: RefSeq, a predicted model, not a curated record